Arachis ipaensis is the source of this 1578-nucleotide messenger RNA. The record is from RefSeq and is a predicted model, not a curated record. Lineage: Eukaryota; Viridiplantae; Streptophyta; Magnoliopsida; Fabales; Fabaceae.
AUGGCUGCGGCUAUGCAGGCCACUGCAGAGGCUUUUGGACAACAGAUGAACAACCAUGGCAACGACAAAAAUGGAGCUCAGAGACCAAUGGAGAUCAGAACUUUUGCUGUGUUGGUGAACAAGUGUGGGAUUGCUGAAGAGUGUUUGAAGAAGAUUGUUGAUGCACGUAUUCCUUUCAAUGCAAUUCAAUCACCUUACUUUCAACCUGCAUUGGAUGGUGUUGCUGCAAUUGGACUUGGUUUUAAGAGACCGUCAUAUGAUGAAAUGAGAGUUCAUUUGCUGGCUUAUCUUAAGAGAGAGUGUCAAUUGCUGGUUGAAAAGUAUAGGAGCUCAUGGAAAAACACCGGUUGUACACUGAUGGCAGAUGAGUGGACUGAUCAAAGGCAACGAACUUUAAUUAACUUUCUAGUUUAUUGUCCUGCUGGUAUGUCAUUUGUUAAGACUGUUGAUGCUUCUGAUGUGAUAAAAACUGCCAAUGCAUUGUUUAAUUUGUUUGCUGAUGUUAUUGAGUGGGUCGGGCCUAGUAACAUUGUGCAUGUGGUCACUGAUAAUGCUGCUAAUUAUGUAUCUGCUGGAAAACUUAUUCAUGAAAAAUACCCAAAUAUAUUUUGGUCUCCUUGUGCUGCCCAUUGUAUCAAUCUUACUUUGAAAGAUAUUGCAAGUAUUCCUCAUAUAUUUGACCUUGCUUCCCGUGCUUCAAAAAUGACUGUGUUUGUCUACAAUCAUAUGAUCUUAUUGUCUUGGCUUAGAAAAAGAAAAAGUUGGAUAGAAAUUGUUCGACCAGGAGUCACAUGUUUUGCCACUGUUUUCAUUACUUUGAAAAGUAUAUAUGAUCACAAGGAAGAUUUGCAGACAUUGAUGGUAGACAAAUAUUUUACUUCUCAUAAGUUAUCCAAAAGUGCUAAUGGAAAGAUUGUUAGCUCAAUUGUCUUGGACAGUAAGUUUUGGCAAGACUGUCUUACCACUGUGAAAAUUGUUGGUCCUCUUAUUAAGUUGUUGAGGCUUGUUGAUGCUGAUGAAAAACCCUCUUUGGGAAUCGUGUAUGAAGGCAUGCAAAGAGCAAAAAAUGCUAUCAAGACCAUGUUCAAUUGUUCAGAAAUCGGAAAGCUGCUUAUACGCCAUACACGAAGAUACAGCUGGAUUGAGAUUGUAAAGAAAGUUUUGGGAGGGAAAGUGCUAAGAGAGUGGCAUCAAGACUCGAACCUGGUGAAUGGUGGAGGCUACACGGUGGGAGUGCUCCGAAUUUGCAAAAAAUGGCAGUUGCAUCGAAAGAAGAGGAAUUAUGACCCAAUUGACAUUCAAAGCAUUGACACAGUAGAUUUUUGGGUAAUGGCAGAUGAGGAUGAUCCUGAAUUUACUAAUGGAGAUGUUGAAGGCAUUGAAAGUUUAAUAUACACUGAUAAUGCUAUGCCUUCGUAUCCUAAUGAUGGUGGAGACAUGGAAGUUGAAGUGGAUAUGCUUGAUGUUGUAAUUGAAUCCUCAAAUACUUCUUUUGGUGGUAUUUCUGAAGAUGCUGGCUUUGGAUUACCUGUUUAUGAUGGAGACAUCGGAACACUUAAUGAUGAUUAUGACUUCUGA